UGCCCGAAUGUCCGUGAAGUCUCGGAGGAAUGGAGUUACCCUCGUUGUUUUGGGAAUUUCACACGGAUUACCGUACUAUUUUUAUCGUGUGUGGGUGAAUCGGGUGUCUUAGUUGCCUUUGAUACUAUUUUUGAUAUUUUCGUAUUCUCCGAGCAGCUUGCUGGGCGAGAUAUCUGCUUGAAAGAAGAACGGAGGAACGUGAGAUAUCCGUGGAAGGAUGAACGACAUGGAAGCUUACGGGGACGGAUACAUGGAGCCGGAAGAGGAGUGGGAAAGGGAAGGUCUAUUGGACCCGGCUUGGGAGAAACAACAGAAAAAGACAUUCACAGCAUGGUGUAAUUCGCAUCUUCGUAAAGCAGGGACUGCCAUCGAAUCGAUCGAGGAAGACUUUAGAAACGGUCUGAAGCUGAUGUUGCUGCUCGAGGUGAUUUCAGGCGAGACGCUACCAAGACCGGACAGGGGCAAAAUGAGAUUCCACAAGAUCGCGAACGUGAAUAAAGCUCUCGAUUAUAUAGCCAGUAAAGGCGUGAAACUGGUAUCUAUUGGGGCAGAAGAAAUCGUGGACGGAAAUUUGAAGAUGACAUUGGGUAUGAUCUGGACGAUCAUUUUGAGAUUCGCCAUCCAAGACAUCUCCGUUGAAGAGAUGACCGCGAAAGAAGGUCUUCUACUCUGGUGUCAACGUAAAACUGCACCGUACAAGAAUGUCAAUGUACAGAACUUUCAUCUGUCGUUCAAGGAUGGCUUGGCGUUUUGCGCUCUUAUUCACCGCCAUCGUCCCGACCUUAUCGAUUACAAUAAACUAAGCAAGGAUAAUCCUUUAGAGAAUUUGAACACUGCCUUUGAUGUUGCUGAGAAGUAUCUCGACAUUCCUCGUAUGUUAGAUCCUGACGAUUUGAUCAACACACCCAAGCCAGAUGAGCGUGCAAUCAUGACGUACGUGUCCUGCUACUACCACGCGUUCCAAGGUGCUCAGCAGGCAGAAACAGCCGCGAAUAGAAUUUGCAAGGUUCUGAAAGUGAACCAAGAGAACGAGAGGCUGAUGGAAGAGUACGAGCGCUUGGCGUCUGAUUUAUUGGAGUGGAUACGAAGAACAAUGCCCUGGCUGGCUAGCCGUCAGACCGAUAAUUCCCUUGCCGGGUGUCAAAAGAAACUUGAAGAGUAUAGAACGUAUCGCCGCAAGCACAAGCCUCCGCGGGUCGAACAGAAAGCCAAACUCGAAACGAAUUUCAACACUUUGCAAACAAAGUUAAGACUGAGCAAUCGGCCUGCCUACAUGCCAACAGAGGGAAAAAUGGUCUCCGACAUUAAUAAAGCAUGGAAAGGUCUGGAAUUGGCUGAGAAAUCGUUCGAAGAAUGGCUUUUGUCGGAAAUGAUGCGUCUCGAGCGUCUCGAGCAUCUGGCUCAGAAAUUCAAGCACAAAGCUGACGCUCACGAGGAAUGGACAGCAGGAAAGGAAGAGAUGCUCACGUCGCAGCACUUCCGACAAUGUAAACUCAACGAGCUGAAGGCUUUGAAGAAAAAACACGAGGCUUUCGAGUCCGAUCUUGCGGCUCAUCAAGACCGUGUAGAACAGAUAGCUGCUAUCGCUCAAGAGCUCAAUACUUUGGAAUAUCACGAUAGCGCGUCCGUUAAUGCCAGAUGUCAACGAAUUUGCGAUCAGUGGGAUCGUUUAGGUACACUGACUCAACGCAGACGUCAGGCAUUGGACGAAGCGGAGCGUAUUCUUGAAAAGAUUGAUAUCUUACAUUUGGAAUUCGCCAAACGAGCUGCUCCAUUUAACAAUUGGUUGGAUGGAACCCGGGAGGAUCUAGUUGACAUGUUUAUCGUUCAUACGAUGGAAGAGAUUCAGGGAUUGAUGGAUGCUCAUGCCGCGUUCAAGGCAACUCUCGGAGAAGCUGAUAAAGAGUACAACGCGAUCGUAGGAUUAGUACGCGAAGUUGAAUCGAUCGUGAAACAAUUCCAGAUUCCUGGUGGUCUUGAAAAUCCGUACACCACCCUUACUGCAUUGGACCUCACAAAGAAGUGGAGCGAUGUCAGGCAACUCGUGCCACAACGUGAUGGUACACUGCAAGCGGAACUACGCAAACAGCAGAAUAACGAAUUACUUCGUCGACAAUUCGCUGAGAAAGCAAAUGCUGUCGGGCCAUGGAUAGAACGUCAGUUAGACGCAGUUACAGCCAUUGGUCUUGGGCUUCAGGGUACUUUGGAAGAUCAGUUACAUCGUCUGAAGGAAUACGAACAGGCGGUUUAUCAAUACAAAGCUCACCUCGAAGAAUUGGAAAAGAUUCACCAAGCUGUACAGGAGGGCAUGAUAUUCGAGAAUCGAUACACGCAGUAUACAAUGGAAACGUUACGAGUUGGUUGGGAACAACUUUUGACUUCGAUAAAUCGUAAUAUUAACGAAGUAGAAAAUCAGAUCCUUACUAGAGACUCUAAGGGUAUCACGCAAGAACAAUUGAAUGAAUUCCGCAGCAGCUUCAAUCACUUCGACAAGAAUCGUACGGGCAGAUUAGCUCCCGACGAAUUCAAGUCCUGCCUUGUUUCCUUGGGUUAUUCCAUUGGCAAGGACAGGCAGGGUGACAUCGAUUUCCAACGCAUCUUAGCUAUCGUCGAUCCAAACAAUUCUGGUUACGUACACUUUGACGCGUUCCUGGACUUCAUGACUCGCGAAUCAACGGACACCGACACGGCUGAGCAAGUUAUCGACAGCUUCCGUAUAUUAGCUGGAGACAAGCCGUACAUCUUGCCGGAUGAAUUGAGGAGAGAAUUACCACCUGACCAAGCCGAAUACUGUAUCCAACGAAUGCCUCCUUACAAAGGACCGAACGGAAUACCGGGAGCAUUGGAUUAUCGUUCUUUCUCCACCGCUCUGUACGGUGAAUCGGAUCUGUAAAGUUACAUAUCAAAAAUUUCGAAAAUCUCUGGACGAAUUUUAAUGGGGAAAAAAAUCUGAAAUGUUUGCUCUACGUUUUUUUUUGGUACUCUAAACGCAUGUUUACAAAUCGAGAAUAUCAACGCGAAACACACGGCAUCGUUGCUUAGUAUCAAGGAAACACAGUACAACAAUAUUCGGAGCGUUUGGAAGGUAAAGCAAGAAAUAUGCUCUAAUAGUUUAUACGUGUCACGAGUGUUAGCAAUUUUUUAUUCGUGAUAUUGUUUUAACGUGAAGGAACCUGAGAGCCACAUCGAUAUAAACUUUGAUAUACCGGUAUUUCCUAGGACGAUCACCUCCGUUUACCGAUGGUAAAUCGAACUUUUAGAGCUCGAUGAAUAGGUGGUCCGUACUUAAAUAAGUCUGUACAGUGACAAUAAAUAUCUAAUUUAGAUACCUUAACGUUAAAAGAAUAGCACAAACGAAUCCAACUAGUUCUUCUAGAACGUUUGCUUCUUGCCUAUGUCUACGAUGAAUCCUAUAUAAUUAGUAAGUUAACGUUUUAAUUGUAUAUAAACAUCUUCGAGAGGUCACACGAGUACCAAUAAGAAAGAAAAGCAUUUCCUUUUUACGCGAGCGUUUCAGAAAAGGAAAGAACGAAACUGUGCCGAAAACGAAAUAUUACAAUUAAAAUGCGAUCGAACAAUUUAUUAUUGCGUAUUACUCUCGCAUACAUUGAUAUUGUAGCCUUACGUAUCUUGAAAACAAACGUUUUAUUCAAGCUUUUCUAUCAUUUGAAAGGUCAGCCUAUUUAGUUUCUUUUUGAGAAACUUUUCAUUUUGUUCGAUCGGAGUGAUAUUAAUGAACGAUGUUCACUCGAAUAUCAUAUAGAUUUUAGAUACGUUCCUGCUGGUCAGCGCUUUCAUUUUCUUUUCUUUUUCUUUUCAUCUUCUUUACGUUCAUGAAAACAAGAAAACUUAAGUACCGAUUCGUUUGAAACGUAAGGUACAAAUCGAUGUUUGUGAAAACAUGUGAAAAAUUCAUGAUACAUGUGUAAAUUAAGAUUAUUAACGAUACAAAACGAAUUUUUGGACAUCCUUGUAUACGUACGAAUCGACUCUCUCGCUAAGGAUCCAGAAAAUAUUACGCUCGAAAUCGAACGCAACACGUUCAUAUUUUUUAUAAAAAAAAAAAAAAAAGAAAGCGGCGCAACGAAUUUUUAAA
Messenger RNA from Osmia bicornis bicornis, 4096 nucleotides. It is a transcript of the gene Actn, whose product is annotated as alpha-actinin, sarcomeric. Gene Ontology annotation, biological process: muscle cell development; actin cytoskeleton organization. The record is from RefSeq and is a predicted model, not a curated record. Gene Ontology annotation, molecular function: calcium ion binding; actin filament binding. NCBI's taxonomy places the organism in Eukaryota, Metazoa, Arthropoda, Insecta, Hymenoptera, Megachilidae. The transcript is spliced from 13 exons. Bases 218 to 2893 code for a protein of 891 amino acids. Gene Ontology annotation, cellular component: cell junction; Z disc; cell projection.